Chenopodium quinoa (quinoa) is the source of this 1104-nucleotide messenger RNA. RefSeq names its product F-box protein CPR30-like. The transcript is spliced from 2 exons. The coding region runs from base 1 to 1104 and encodes 367 amino acids. Lineage: Eukaryota; Viridiplantae; Streptophyta; Magnoliopsida; Caryophyllales; Amaranthaceae. The record is from RefSeq and is a predicted model, not a curated record. Gene Ontology annotation, molecular function: protein binding.
AUGAACAAGAACAGUCCCAAAAAACAAGAGUUUGCACACAUACUGAAAUCUUUUUCUCUUCCAAACGAAAUCAUACAAGAAAUAUUUUACAUAUUGCCAGCUAAAUCUGUUUUUCGUUUCAAGGCUGUUAACAAAGAAUGGAAUUCAAUAUUAUCCAGCGAGCAGUUUAUGCAGACACAUUGUUCUCAUCAACGCCGUCUUCACCGAGUAGCGGAUGAUCACCUAAUCUUCUUAGAAAGUGACCAACUAUACCUUGGAAGUUAUAAUAAUCUUUUCAAUCUGAAAGCAGCAGCCUCUGCGGAAUUGGAAAAUCCUCAGACUCCUCACAAGUGUCGUCGAGGUAAAAGCUGUUCAGCAAAACCUGAAAUUCUUGGUUCUGGCAAUGGGUUAGUAUCCUUGAGUUUACGUGACUGUUAUAAUGAAUUCAUAUUGUGGAAUCCUGUAACGAAAAAGCACAUCAGUAUUUAUCCGGAGGAUUAUAAUUAUUGUGACGGUCGUCUGCUGUCAGGGCUCUGCUAUAAUGCAUCCUGUAAUGAAUACAGUGUAGUUUUAACUAUUUAUGAUUAUGCUAAUUAUGCUAGUUUUGAUGGUAAGGCAAAAGUUUUCGUAGUGAAUUUCAGGACAGGUAGAAGUAAACAGGUUGAAGAAGGCUUGUCAUAUAAAGUACUACAUCAUGUGAAACCUGAAGUAGGAACAGUUGUGUGCGGGGUGCCUCAUUGGUUGUCUACUAACGAAUUUGAGAGUUUGAGGGGAUUACGAGAGGGGAUUCUUUACUUUGAUUUGGCUGAUGGAGUGUUCAGGCAGAUGGCACGGCCAGAUCAUGCUGGUGUUAAAGAGAAAGAAAUAGUUGGUUUCGGGGCUUUGAAUGGCCAACAUCAACUUGGAAUCGUACUCCGAGACAGCUGGUUUGAUGAUAAGGCAGUAAUUAUGGUAAUGGCGCGUUAUGGCAAAAGGAGGUGGAAUAUCUAUCUUGUAGAAGAAGAUUCUAUGCCUUUGCAACUGCUUAUGAACCUAGUCUUGUAUCACCACCAGAGCCGGAAAUUCAAGUUAAGUAUCAGCAUUGUCUUGUAUCGCCAGUUUCACCACCACAGCCAGAGUUACUAG